Messenger RNA from Brienomyrus brachyistius, 4297 nucleotides. RefSeq lists its product as uncharacterized. NCBI's taxonomy places the organism in Eukaryota, Metazoa, Chordata, Actinopteri, Osteoglossiformes, Mormyridae. The record is from RefSeq and is a predicted model, not a curated record. Bases 2463 to 3800 code for a protein of 445 amino acids. The transcript is spliced from 3 exons.
CCCAGAAGGCACAGGGUAUUUUUUUAGAAGCAAACAAGGAAAUGAUGGAGAAAGAGGAAGACAGAGCACUAAAGAGCCGGAUAAUGAAGCAGUCACCAGUGUCUGUUUUUCUCUCUCUGUCUUAUCUCUUUGCUUUUUCUGCAUCUGUCUCCGACUUCACGUUAUCUCAGCCUCACAACCGACAUAAAACCCCACCUGCCACCGAGCUUACGGCAGUCAAUCAGACAGACAGUCUGCGACAUCAUGUGACGACAGUCAGCACCCGGGCGCUGGCAGAGACUGCUACACCCGGGAUCAGAAACUCCACACCAACAUGGACACCGACGUCAGACUCAGGCCGCUCAUCCUCGGGGUGGAGACGUGAAACGGGAGUGGAAAACAGACUCACAACAGCAGAUAGAACCCCGAGGAGCUCCACGGGGGUCUGGAGCAUUGGAUCAACGCCAGAAGACAACAGCUACAGCACAGCAUCAGGGAACGCCCAGACUGGAACAAACAGGAACCAAGCAGAUGAUGACAGGCUAACGGAGCCCAGCACUGUAUUCAGCGAGUCAGCAGGGACGCCAAUCAAUGAACACAGAGCCAAUUCUGAUGGAUACAGCAGCAGCACUGAAGCCCCCAGUAAGAGACCAAACACAAGCAUCAACAGGGGGACAAAGUCACAGACUGAUGUGAACACAAAUGCCCACACAGUCACACAAACAAGCUCCCAGGAGGUUUGGAGAGCUGGAUCAACACCAGAAGACAACACCUAUGGCACAGCAUUAGGGAACGCCCAGGCUAGAACAAACAGGAACCAAGCAGAUGAUGACAGGCUAACGGAGCCCAGCACUGUAUACAGCGAGUCAGCAGGGACACCAAUCAAUGAACACAGAGCCAAUUCUGAUGGAUACAGCAGCGGCACUGAAGCCCCCAGUAAGAGACUAAACACAAGCAUCAACAGGGGGACAAAGUCACAGACUGAUGUGAACACAAAUGCCCACACAGUCACACAAGCAAGCUCUCCUGGAGGAAGCACGACAGACAGUGGACUAAUAACCAGCAGCGCAGUCACACAUGGAAACCAGUCUGCAUGCCAAAGUGAAGCAGGGAGAACAUUGUCUUCACCUCGAUCCACUAAGCUGGGCUGCCUCAUCAUGCUGUGGGUGCUGAGUAUGAUUGCUUCGGUCUUCUUCGGGCUUACUGUGUUCCUGUGGGUGCGCCUUUCCUUCCUCCGGAGUAGAAAGACACCAAGGCGGUCGCAGUGUGGGACUGAGGAGUGUGGGGUGGGGGUUCUCUGGACCCAGCCUAGGGCCUCGAUAGAGGAGAGAGUGGAGCGCUGGUACACUAAUGGCUCCUCCACAUCGCCCCGAAGCAGAGAGGGAGUGCGCAGGAAGGACAGAGACGAUGAGAGACAGAAGAGGAGGCAGGCGGGGGAGGUCUGGGAGAGGCCUAGAAUCACACCAGAGGACCUGCAGGAGUUUUGGGCGGACAGAGGGAGAAUGAGAUGGAAUAAGCAGUGCGAUGAACUGUGAACAAGGGAUUGUGGUAGAUUCCCCCCCGUUUGAUCAUUCAAUUGUCAGUAUUAUCAAAAAUAAAACUUGUGUUCAACUGUUAAUCUGAUGGCUCAGCAGAAACUGGUCAAUGGCGAUUAAUGGUUAAAAAGACAGUUAGCCCUUUGAAACCAUUAAGUUUUUCGGGCAUGGUGACUUAGCUCAGGAUAGCCUGAGCGCCGAUGUCCUGCCACCAAACGGGGGAAACAAUAUGGUGUGCAUCCCAUCCCUAGCGGUGGGGUUAGGGUUAGGCGUAGCUGCAACCCGAGACACUGACGACACAGACGAAGGGGUCAAGCUUAAGGUCUGGACAGCAGUGCUUAUGUGUCUGAGUUUGAGCACCAGCAGGCAUUACAUACACAUCACUGCACCCACGUCCUGCAAACAAAAAUAAUAAAGUCAAAUAACUAAGCCGGGAACCAGCACAGCCUGGGGAGAUAAAACUCACAUGCACAGGGUGGGGAAGUGGAUGGGGGAAGGGGGCUAAGGUGCUGCCACCCUGAAAUAUAGAGACAGAUCUGCACAUACAUUACAUUCCGGUGUGAAAUAUUGGAAUAGGUGCCAAACUGACACACACACACACACACACACACACCCAAGGAUGUGCAUGUACAUGAUCUCCACCCAAGGGAAAGCGGAAGGUGAUGAUGUGGUAAGAGCCGUAAGUAAAAGCAGGCACCCCUGACUUUGACCUGCAGGCGCCCUUCUCGCAAACACAGCAAAGGGUUUUAUCUCCAGCUUGCAAGUAUUGAAGCGACAGACUGAGGCACAGAUAUGCUAAAAAGCGCCAGGACAGCAUAAGAAGGGGAAUUUCUAAAAUUUGUCCACCGGGGCCGUGUCUCACCAAAGGAACUUCAAUAUUCUCUGUUUUUAUUUUGUAGAUUUUUCUGGUGACGGCUUGAAGGCCUGGAUUUCUACAUCAUCUUUAGGAUGUCACUCUUACAGCCUCUGUUUAUUACUUCAUUGCUGCUCUGCUUCCCUGCUUUCCAUACCCAACAAUCCCUCACAACUAAUUCGGAUUCUUCACCACGCCCCACAACUGAUGCUCCUAAACAGCUUCAUAGCAUUUCCAGGGCUCCUGAACCUUCCACACAGUUUGCUUCGGUAACACUUAUUAGCAAAGCUGUCGAAUCACUCACAGAACCUGGUCCAGAAUCAUCUACUUCCGAGCAAUUCCUUGAAUCAUCUACUGCUCCAACCAUCCAACCUACCGCAGAAUCUGUUCCAGAAUCACCUACUACUGCAAUUGUCCAGCCUACCACAGAAACUGUUCCAGAAUCAUCUACUGCUCCCACCAUCCAACCUACCGCAGAAUCUCUUCCAGAAUCACCUACUACUGCAAUUGUCCAGCCUACCACAGAACCUGUUCCAGAAUCAUCUACUGCUCCCACCAUCCAACCUACCGCAGAAUCUCUUCCAGAAUCACCUACUACUGCAAUUGUCCAGCCUACCACAGAACCUGUUCCAGAAUCAUCUACUGCUCCCACCAUCCAACCUACCGCAGAAUCUCUUCCAGAAUCAUCUGCUGCUCCAACUAUCCAGCCGACCACAGAAUCUGAUCCUGAAUCAUCUACUUCUCCAACCAUUCAGCCUACUACUGAACCUGUUCCAGAAUCAUCUACUACUCCAAUUGCUCAGCCUAUCACAGAACAUGUUCCAGAAUUGUCUACUGUCCCAAUUACCCAACCAACCACAGAGCUUAUUUCAGAAAUAUCUAGCACCCCAACUGCCCAGACUACUGCAGAAACCAUUCUGGGAAAAACUAGUCCCCAAGGCAAUACUCUGACCAUCAUAGGAAAACCUUCCACAUUACGUCCUGUGCUUCUUCCAGAAAGUUCUACCCUGGAAACCUCCUCCUUCAAGGCUACUAUGACCCAGACGGUACCCAAGUCUACUUCGCAGAACAUUGUCCCCUUAGAAGCCAAAGUCGGUGUCAAUAACACUGGCAUGCAGUGGAAGACCAUUGUCAUCGUGCUCAUUCUGAUGGCCGGCAUUGCCACUAUUGCCUGUGUCUUGUGGGGCGUCAGCACCACCGGCAAGUCAAAAAGGAAGAGUGAUGGGGAGUGGGACGUUUGUGGGGGUGACAGAGCUGAUGGAGGGGAGGAUAGAAGCCGGGAGGAGACAGUUAGGGAUGAGUUUGGCAGCCCGGGACUCGUGUUGGUCUCAUUCAUCCCCAAAGACUCGGGAGUGGGCGCAGCUGGGACGAAGGAAGAGCGAAGGUGGAAUGAAAUGGAGGCCUUGCUGUUCAUCGACGAGGACCCAAACUAGCACGACGAGGAACGUCUGCUGAUGCACUCCUCCAGUGCCAACACAGCCAAGAAAAAUGGUGGAUCUGCCAUCUGCCUGUCUGCCACUGUCUGAGUGAGUGAUGGAGAGGAUGCCAGGCCUUCCAUGCCCUGUAUGAUGUUGAGUGAUUUCCAGCUUCAUUGUUUGAGCAAUACCUAUUGUCUUUGGGAGGAGGGGGGAGGAUGACGCGUUAUAUACUGAUAUGUUGUUGGCAGCGAUGACACCCACCUACUCCUUUUUUUAGAUCAAAUAUCUGUCUCGAUUUCUUCCUUGUCUGUUCCCCAUGGCACAGGUGGGACAGCUGCAGUCCUCUGUGGAAUAAUCAUGUAUUAUCUGUUUUUUGCUUUGCAUCCAACUAUCAUGACUUUUUUUUGUGACCCCCCCCCCCCCCCCCACCUGCUUCUUGUCACAUAAAUACAAGCGAAAUCUACCCAAAUGUCACAUUCAAAUGGCAAUAAACACUGUUAUUUUUAAUGAUA